AUGCGACCCGGUGCAGCAUCAAUUAGGACGACCGGAUCAGUCCUCGCCUUCCUCGUUCCCUCCGCCCAGUGCAUGCGCAGUGCUCCCGCCGCACGAUUCUCAACAUCGCCCAUAAGAUGCAAAAAGGACAAUAACUCCAACAGAGGAGUGUCAGCAGUACGGGGAACAGGUCUUCGAAAGAGGCAGACACUCUCUGUCCUAUCUAAAAAGGGGUCUGGGGACCAGCCACCGAAGCCAGUACCCAUCACAGAGAAAGUCACAGGCACGCCGGACCAUGGCUUGUGGGACUUUUUCAAGGACAAGAAGCUCAUUCAGACGCCUGUCGACGAGAGCAGACACGGCCGAGCAUGGACUGUAGGCGAACUGCGCAAUCAAGACUGGGAUGCACUGCACCAAUUAUGGUGGGUAUGCGUGAAGGAGCGGAACCGCCUGGCGACGGAGAAGAUUGAGCGGGCACGUCUUGACGCUGGCUAUGGUGAUCAGGAAAACAAAGACCGAGACACGGUUGUGCAGGAGACGAUGAAGGCCAUCCUGGAUACACUUUCUGAGCGACACCAGGCAUACAUGGAGGCAGUUGAGCUUGCCAAGCAGGACCCAAGUAUCGACUUGUCGAGGACAGACGGCCCGCAAUUCGUCGAGCCAGCUUAUGAAGGCGUCACUUGCAGAGUGGCGGAAUACACACUGGAGAGCUUUGGUCACGUCGGAGUAGGCCAGCAUUUGCUGUCUGAAGGCUGGCAUAUAGUCACUGCAUAG
This is a messenger RNA of Parastagonospora nodorum SN15, 753 nucleotides long. RefSeq lists its product as hypothetical. NCBI's taxonomy places the organism in Eukaryota, Fungi, Ascomycota, Dothideomycetes, Pleosporales, Phaeosphaeriaceae. The coding region runs from base 1 to 753 and encodes 250 amino acids. The record is from RefSeq and is a predicted model, not a curated record. Gene Ontology annotation, biological process: mitochondrial translation. Gene Ontology annotation, cellular component: mitochondrial ribosome; mitochondrial large ribosomal subunit. Gene Ontology annotation, molecular function: structural constituent of ribosome. The transcript is spliced from 3 exons.